Penaeus vannamei (Pacific white shrimp) is the source of this 1428-nucleotide messenger RNA. Lineage: Eukaryota; Metazoa; Arthropoda; Malacostraca; Decapoda; Penaeidae. The record is from RefSeq and is a predicted model, not a curated record.
AACAAACGAAAAAGCAAUUAAAGCCGUAAAUACGAGGAUGCGAACAGAGUAGAGAUGAAGAUGGCGGACCAGAGUCAAAGUGUCGUGUUAAGGAGAAAUAGGCCUGGAACUAAGGCUCAGAAUUUUUACCGAUGGUGUGAAGAGGCCUAUGAAGAGAUGGACUCGACCCUUGUAGUGCAGCAGUACAUCCAGCAGACCAUCCGACAUGACCACAACAACAUUGACGCCAUUCUCAAUGCCCCAGAAACUCAAGAUGAAGGGGUUUGGAAGUAUGAGCAUCUAAGGCAGUUUUGUAUGGAGUUGAAUGGCUUGGCAGUACGACUACAGGGAGAGUGCCAGCCCACUACGUGCACUCAGAUGACAGCCACAGAGCAGUGGAUCUUCCUCUGUGCUGCACACAAGACACCCAAAGAGUGUCCAGCUAUUGACUAUACCCGACACACCUUGGAUGGGGCUGCCUGUCUUCUCAACUCUAAUAAGUACUUUCCCAGCAGAGUAAGCAUCAAAGAAUCCUCCGUAGCCAAACUGGGAUCAGUGUGCAGGAGAGUCUACAGGAUAUUCUCCCAUGCAUAUUUCCACCAUAGACAAAUAUUUGAUGAAUUUGAGGCGGAGACCUCUCUGUGUCGGCGAUUUACAGUUUUCGUAACAAAGUACAAUUUGAUGUCUCGGGAUAAUCUUAUUGUUCCUAUCCUGGAGGAUGAAGGCGCUGGACAAGGCGAGUCAGACGCAUAGGAUGGAUGUGUCUGAAAGUAGUUAGACGUGGAGAAAUAAUUGAUUGUGCUGUACAUUGAUGCUAAAACUUCAUGAUAUGUGCCCUGCCUACAGAAAAUAGUAGUGACUGGGCUCUCCCCCUGAAAAUGCAACAGUGGCUUAUUUGACACUGUUGUUUUGCUUUGAGAAUCUGAGCCUCGACUUUCCAAAUAUCAACACUGUGCUGUGGCUCUUGAUUUCUGUUGAUUGUUUUAUUUUUCAGUUGAAUAUUUGCACUGGCUCUUCAUUUCAACUCUUGAAAGGAUUAAUGGAGGUUGCUGCAUUGCUGUACAUUAUAUUGCAACUGAUGCCUUACAUACACCCAAAAGAAGGAAAAAGAAAUUCCAAAAGAAGAUAAAGGGGAGGGCCCAAUUAGACUCCAGUUACCCUCUAACUUUGGUGACAGUUGUAACACAAAGAUUUCCUACCUUUUACAGGUUAACAGGUGCUUUCUGAGGUACCAGGUACUUACAGGUAGGAUAGAAAAUGAAUUGAGCUGAUGGAAUCAGUAAAGGAAAUGUUUUAAAAGGAAAGUAAGUAAUGACUUUUGAGCUGUCAGUCUGCGCUUCAGAUGGAAAUGGCUUGUUACUGAACAUUUGACUUCUGUAGCCUGUUUUGAGGAUUAGCGUAAAAAGAGAAUAACAUUGUAUAGAAUUUAGUAAAUGGAUAGUAGAAGGA